CAGUCAUCGUUGGUGUUUUCAUCCACAAUGAAACAGAUGCCCAUCAACUCAAGUAUCUUGUGCAAUGACUAUGAUAGUAUUGGUGCGUUUGAAAAGACGAAAGAUAUUGCUCAGUUUAGUGUGGAUAAGCCAAGUGUAAAGGAGAGAGUUAUUGUUAAAUUGACUUGCACGAAUAAAGGCAUUUCUAGUUUCAAGUUACUAUUUGAAUGUUAUUAUCUUUGGUGUAAAUUACUCUGUUUCUAUACUUGGUUGAUGAGAUAUGUCGUGUGUUUGUUGGUCAUCUAUAUUCUACGAUACAAUGACAUGAGCGUGUUGCCGUUCAGAUUUGAGGAUAUAGCUGAUAGAAGGAAGUUAGCAAAUGAACUCUGCGACGAUUUUCCAACCUAGGGCGUCAACCUGAGAAGGGUUGUAGGCGUACUG
This is a messenger RNA of Trichobilharzia regenti, 420 nucleotides long. Lineage: Eukaryota; Metazoa; Platyhelminthes; Trematoda; Strigeidida; Schistosomatidae. The record is from the annotation of a GenBank genome assembly.